This is a messenger RNA of Corvus hawaiiensis (hawaiian crow), 3878 nucleotides long. It is a transcript of the gene DCBLD2, whose product is annotated as discoidin, CUB and LCCL domain containing 2. The record is from RefSeq and is a predicted model, not a curated record. The transcript has 15 exons. NCBI's taxonomy places the organism in Eukaryota, Metazoa, Chordata, Aves, Passeriformes, Corvidae. Bases 33 to 2204 code for a protein of 723 amino acids.
GACCGCCGGGCGCGCCGGCCACGCCGCGGGGCAUGGUGAGUCCGGGGCGGCCGCUCCCCGCGGGGACCCGGCGGGCGGCCUCGCUGCUCCGCCCCAGCCUCUUCCUCCUCCUCCUGCUGCUGCUGCUGUUGCGGGGCACCGAGGCGCAGAAAGGUGAUGGGUGUGGACACACUGUGCUGGGCCCUGAGAGUGGGACCCUGGCCUCCAUAAACUACCCCCGGACCUCUCCCAACAGCACUGUUUGCGAAUGGGAAAUCCGUGUGAAGCCUGGGCAGCGAGUUCAGCUCAAGUUUGGUGAUUUUGAUAUUGAUGACUCAGAUUCCUGUCAUUCCAGUUACCUAAGAGUUCAUAAUGGCAUUGGCCCCAACAGGACAGAGAUAGGAAAAUACUGUGGUUUUGGAUUUCAAAUGGAUGGUUUAAUUAUUUCAAAAAGUAAUGAAGUCACAGUACAGUUCAUGAGUGGAAUUCACACUUCUGGACGUGGAUUUCUUGCAGCUUAUUCAACCACUGACAAAUCAGACUUAAUUACCUGUUUAGACUAUGCAAGUCACUUUUCCGAACCAGAAUUCAAUAAGUAUUGUCCAGCUGGAUGUGUGAUUCCUUUUGCUGGUAUUUCAGGCACUAUUCCUCAUGGAUACAGAGAUUCAUCAUCACUUUGUAUGGCUGGUGUUCAUGCAGGCGUCGUGUCAAAUACUCUGGGUGGUCAAAUUAAUGUUGUAAUCAGCAAGGGCAUUCCAUACUAUGAAGGUUCCUUGGCUAACAAUGUCACCUCAGAAGUGGGACCCUUAUCUACAAGUCUCUUCACCUUUAAGACGAGUGGUUGCUAUGGGACACUGGGGAUGGAAUCUGGAGUGAUUCCUGAUUCCCACAUCACAUCAUCAUCUAUUCUUGAGUGGCCUAACCAAACAGGACAAGUAAACAUUUGGAAACCUGAAAAUGCCAGACUAAAAAGGCUUGGACCUCCUUGGGCUGCUUUUAUCAAUGAUGAACAUCAGUGGUUGCAGAUUGACUUGAAUAAAGAAAAGAAAAUAACAGGUAUUAUAACUACUGGAUCAACUUUAGCAGAGCACUACUAUUAUGUCUCAGCCUACAGAAUUUUAUACAGUGAUGAUGCACAGAAGUGGACAGUGUACAGAGAACCUGGCAUGGAUAAAGAUAAGAUAUUCCAAGGGAAUACUGAAUUGUACCAGGAAGUUCGCAAUAAUUUCAUUCCGCCUAUUAUUGCACGUUUUUUUAGGAUUAACCCCGUAAAAUGGCACCAGAAAAUUGCAAUGAAAGUAGAAUUGCUAGGAUGUCAGUUUAGUAUAGGUCGUGCUCCUAAACUCACCUUGCCACCACCACCUCAGAACAAGAAUGAUGAGAAGAAUGCUGACUUCAUGGAUGACUUCAUUCAUUCAGUGAAGACUUCACUGCAGACAGAUAAAACAACUUUCACACCUGAAAUAAAAAACACUACAGUGACUCCAAGUGUAACCAAAGAUGUGGCAUUGGCAGCAGUUCUGGUUCCAGUGCUGGUGAUGGUCUUCACUACUCUGAUUCUUGUCUUAGUUUGUGCGUGGCAUUGGAGAAACCGCAAGAAAAAAACUGAGGGCACAUAUGAUCUACCUUACUGGGAUCGUGCAGGAUGGUGGAAAGGAAUGAAGCAGUUUCUCCCAACCAAAUCAGCAGAACAUGAAGAAACUCCUGUACGCUACAGCAGCAGUGAAAUCAGUCACCUAAGACCAAGAGAGGUCCCAACAAUGUUGCAAACAGAUUCUGCAGAAUAUGCUCAGCCCCUGGUAGGGGGAAUUGUGGGCACACUUCACCAGAGAUCAACCUUCAGACCAGAGGAAGGAAAAGAAGCCAGUUAUGCUGACUUGGACCCUUACAAUUCCCCCAUCCAAGAAGUUUACCACGCCUAUGCCGAGCCACUGCCUGUCACUGGACCCGAGUACGCCACUCCAAUCAUCAUGGACAUGUCCAGCCAUCCCAGCACACCUCUUGGCGCUUCUUCCAUUUCCACCUUCAAAGCUGCAGGGACUCAAGCUCCUCCACUGGUUGGAACGUGCAAUAAACUGUUAUCCAGGACAGACAGUGCAUCCUCAGCACAGGCACUGUACGAUAUACCAAAGGGGCAGCUGGGGCCAGGCAGUGCCGACCAACUCGUGUACCAGGUGCCGCAGAGCGUGGCCCAUCCUGGCGGGAGUAAGGAUGAACAAAGUUAGCUCACGAGGAAGGUAGAAUGAUGGCUUGUUUCUAAAAGCCAGUUCCAUAAAGCUCACAGUUUCAUUCUUUUAAUUCCAUUGUUUCGAUAGUGUUAGUCUUAAAUAAUACAAUGUUGAUCCAAAAGAUGUGGUGUGGGAGGUCUGGGAAAACAGUAAUUCUGCCUUUCCUCAAGUUGUCUGUACAAUUAACAGCUUGUCUCCUGCAGAACCGUGGACUUUUUUAUUACUACUGUACAAUUGUCUGUCUGACAUGAGAGAAGAACUCUUCAUGAUUAGCUUCAGUAAUUCACAGAUGUGAAUGAUCAAUUGGGAGAAACAGUUGGAGUACAAAAGCCAGUCAUUUCUUCCUAAUGGUACUAUUUGUUCGGGAAAAAACCCCCACCCCAAAGCCCUUAAUUUCUGUGCAAGCACUACAGCUUCUAAAAUUCCUCUUUCCUUAUAAAACGUCUGCACAACUUUGGACUUAACAAGCUAAAAAUCCCUUUAGCUUCAUGGCGUAAAAUAGUUUUGAUUCCGAAUGGUAUUAUUUCAGCUUUUGUUAACAGAAUUGGGAAUUGUCAGCUGUGUGUUCCUCAGAAGGUUCCUGCCUUCUUGGUUAGCCUUCCAAAACUACAAGCUGCUGUGUGUACAAUCUCUUUUCUGCCUCUUCUCCUUAAGCCACUCAGUCUUAUUCUUUCCUGGGGAACCCAGGAGGCACAGAGUGGCACAAGCAAAUACUGGCAAUUGCUUUUACAUUUUUCCUGUGCUGUGAGGGCCACUUGAAUAGCAUCUGCCUCCAAGUCAGACUUCCCUGAUGCUCAGUGCAAGAAGCAUCCAGGGCUCGGAGGUGACUUGAAUUGAGAAAGGCCCUGCCCUGCCCUUCCCCAGAGUGUCCCAUUAUUCUGUGUUCAGGUGUGAGUUUAUACAAAGAUCUGUACAUACUUUUGUGAGUGCUUAAGGAAGCACACAAAUAUUCUAAUGGUGCACAUUUUGUGUUAGACAUGCAUUUAGCACAUAUGGUACGUUUUAGCACAACUGACAAAAUUUAGCCUUAGGGCUUUUUUAAUGAUUGUUCUUAUUAGAAGCAUGAAAGAUUCCAAAACCUUUGCAAAAGAACCAGUACUUUUCCAAAGAGUGUCCAUUUCAAAUGUAUUUAUUGGAAUUUGUGUCUUUUGAAUGUUCCAGUGUUCUGUACUAUGAAAACAUUGCAGUCAGUCAUUAAUUGGGGUAAUGUAGACUCAUUUUAGCUAGGUAAUCACAAAAUGAAACCAAUAUGAAUGUCGUAUUUGCCAUUUUUUAUCUUGUUAGAAAAAAAAGCACAGCUUUCUUACCUAAGUAGGAGGAAAAAACCCCACUAUCAAAAUGCUGUAUUUUUAUUCUAACAGCACUGUUGGAAGGAUGCUGAAUUAAUUCGUACACGUGAGACCCCCUCCCUACACAGUAGCCCAGUUUUAUGGACUGCAGGAGUUAAUGUUUGUUUUUGUGAUGUAAUUCAAAGCCUUGUUUACUGCCCAGGUCCUUAAACACUGUGGAGAACAUCUAAAUGGAGAUUGCAGUGCUGUUCAAGGGGCUGCCACCAUGCCUUAAUACCAGUACAGUAUCCUCACUUAGCACUUGAAAACCUGUUUGCAGAGGGGCUGUAUAUAAGCUCUCAAAAAUUACUUGUGGCCUGUUCAGCAUCUGUAAUAUGUUACA